This is a messenger RNA of Antechinus flavipes (yellow-footed antechinus), 3538 nucleotides long. RefSeq names its product transmembrane O-methyltransferase (gene TOMT). NCBI's taxonomy places the organism in Eukaryota, Metazoa, Chordata, Mammalia, Dasyuromorphia, Dasyuridae. The transcript is spliced from 3 exons. Bases 769 to 1659 code for a protein of 296 amino acids. The record is from RefSeq and is a predicted model, not a curated record. Gene Ontology annotation, biological process: developmental process; dopamine metabolic process; catecholamine catabolic process. Gene Ontology annotation, molecular function: catechol O-methyltransferase activity.
GCACAAGGAAAAUCAGAUCUAGAAAGAAUCUAACCCUUAAUCUUAAAAAAUCUGGACACCAUCCCCCUUCAUAUAGAGAACUGAACUUUAAAUCUACUUUUUGGAGAGCAACUAUUGGUUUUCAGUAGCCAUGAUCUGGAUCCAAUCCCUCAUUCUCUAAAAAUUAGGAUCCAGAAGUUCAGAAAGGCCAUAUCUGAGGUCCUUAGGGGUAAACUAGGAAGCAGACAGCCUGGGGUAUGAGAGGAGAGAAACAACUCUAGCUUCCACCUGGUCUGUAGUAACCUGAACUUCUACUCUCAGGUAACAGUUAAUAAUUGAAGAGGACUGGCAGCCUCUCUUGGAGCAUCUGUCUUUAUCUUUAUCUCUCUUUUCCCCAGUCUGGGGCUUCUUCACUCUUGUCCUAUUUUCUGUUCCAGGCUGUGCCUUCAGAUCAGGUAAGUAGGAACUCUAGGAAGCCCCCAACCUCACAACUUAAGGAGAGAGAGUGACAGUGCUAGGAACUAGAAUCUAGGAUUCCUAAUUUAUUUUUUCAUUUUCUGGGAGUGAAAAGUAAUGUUUUUCAAAGUUACCAAAUUUAGGAAGAGGUCAUUCAUUUAGAAAAUCUAAAAAUACAGAAAAAAGAAUUUUGUGUUGGGAGUUAGAGUUUUAGGUUCAAGGUCUGGCUCAAUAUGUGAUCUUGGGGGUAUUUCUAACCCUAAUGCCUCAAAAACACUCACUCACUAGCAGCCAGGUGUCUUAUUAGAGAGGCUGGCACAUAAGAGAUUUCACAUGUUGAACCAGUCUAGAGGAGCUCUGAGGGCCUUUGUUUUUCUGUGGCUCUUCUCUGCAUGUCUUCAUCUGUCCUAUCCUUUCCUUCCUGCAAACUCCUGGAGGAGCAAAAUCAUGUCUCCUGCCAUUGCACUGGCCUUCCUGCCCCUGGUGGUGACCCUGCUGGCCCGAUACCGCCACUACUUCCGGCUGCUGGUCCGGGCUGUGUUACUUCGGGGGAUUCGUGACUGCUUGACAGGACUACGGCCUGAGGAACGCGCUUUUAGCUAUGUGCUGACCAAUGCCCUGCCUGGAGACCCUGGCCACAUCCUUGCCACCUUUGACCACUGGAGCAGCCGCUGCGAGUACCUGGCCCACCUGGGACCUCUAAAAGGUCAGAUCCUGACACGCCUAAUUACACAACAGGCCCCAGAGUUGGUGCUAGAGCUGGGCACCCGUUGUGGCUAUGCUACCCUGCUCAUUGCUCAGGCCCUACCUCCGGGAAGUCGGGUCCUCACUAUUGAGAUGGACCCUCGGACAGCAACCGUGGCAGAAAAAGUCAUCCGCCUGGCCGGCUUUGAUGAGUGCAAGGUGGAGCUGAUCGUGGGGCGCUCUGAAGAGGUGAUCCCCCACCUAAAGACCCAAUAUAGACUACAUGGAGCUGGACUAGUGCUCCUAGGGCACCGGCCUCGCUGCUACCUGCGGGACCUGCAGCUCCUGGAAGCCCAAGCUCUGCUGCCUAUUGGUGCCACUGUGCUGGCAGAUCAUGUGCUAUUCCCAGGGGCACCACGCUUCCUGCAGUACGCCAAGGCCUGUGGUCGCUACCGCUGUCGCCUCCACCACACUGGACUCCAAUACUUCCCUUCCAUCCGUGAUGGUUUGGCCCAGCUCACUUACUUGGGGCCAGGCUGAGGAAGGCCCAUUCUUCUUAGGAUCACAGGAUGUCAAGCUGGAAAGGCCCCUCUGACCACAGAGUUCAAAUUCAUUACAGAAGAGAAAUCUGAGACCAAGGUCAUACACAUAAUAAGUAGCAGAUUGGUAUCUGCACUCGCUUUUUCAGACUCUAAUUCCAGCCCUGUCUCCUUGAGCAUCCCUCCUAGCACACUACAGAUAAUAUAGAAAAAACAUUGUUUCUCACAAGAGACUCUGAGAGCAACUGAUAAGGCUCUCCCUGUUCCCUCUGCUCAGCCAAGGUCUCCUCCCCUACAGCAAUCUGGUCCCACAAAGGUCUGGGCUCAGCUUGGAUCCAGGGUCCUCAGAGGGGUUGAGAGAGAGAAGGGAAAGAGGCCAAGAGGAGGGGAGAUCUAAGGGUAAAGGGCAUCAGUGUGGUUGAAAGAACACUGGGCUUGGAGUUAAGAGAGCCUGGUGUGAGCUCCAGCUUUCAUGCUGGCAGCGACCUUGGACAAAUCACUUCCCUCUCUGAACCUAUCUAUAAAAUGGAAUGCCUACGCCAUAGAAUUGUUGUGAGCAAAGUGUUUGUAAGUCUUGAAACACUAAGGAAUGGGAGCUUUUAUUCUUUUUUCCAAUCAGUACGUAGUUCACCUGUCUGGAAACCUGCCUCCUUCCCACAUAGGCAGGGGUAGGUAUGUCCACAAAAGCCCAGCAUCCAUUUUUAGGGCUGUUUCCCACACUCCUGGAUCUCUCUGCCCAUUCUUUUCCUUUUUCCCAUUCCAAAACUCCUCAUUCCUCUUCUCCAGCCUUCUGGUCUCUAGGACGUUGGCUUCUAGCACUUAUAGAGUCUUAUGUAAAGGAAAAAGGGAUGCAGAGCUGGUAGAGUGGAAAGAAUGCUGAAGGAUCAUAGGAUUAUAGAAUGUUAGAGCUGGGUUUACAGAGAAAAAGUCACAGGUCAAAGAUGACUUGUAUAAGGUCACAUGGCUAAUACAUAGCAGAACCCAGGUUUUCUGAUUCAUAGUCAAGUCACUGUUUGUGUUAGUUCAUAUGCUUUUUUUUUUUUAAAAUUCUUUUUUUUUGUUGUUAUUAUAGCUUUUUAUUUACAAAUAUAUGCAUAGGUAAUUUUUCAGCAUUGACAGUUGCAAAUCCUUUUGUUCCAACUUUUUCCCUCCUUUCCCCCACCCCUUCCCCCAGAUGGCAGGUGCUCAUAUAUGUUUUCACAAGUCAGAAGACCUUGUCUGAUUUCCACUUAUUAGCUGAAUGACAAUAGAUUUGGACUUCCUUUCCCUGGAACUAUUUCUUCAUCUGAACAUAGAGAUAACAAUAUGUGCACUAAGUAACACAUGCUAAGCUACUAUAGAAAUGUAAGCUAUUAUUAGUUCCUUUUCUCCAAUCAGUCCCCAGCAUUGUCUAGCCCUUCUACUAGGCAAGUGGUAUGGCUGCCUGUGUGACUACUCAAAGACACCAGCGACAAAAAUGGUACUAAGGGGGAUACCCCUAUCACUGUCUAAAACCUAUCUUGGGGCCCUGAAUUCCUAGGAAGGCUAAUCCUUUUCUAAAUCAAUUAAAACUCAAAGUCCUGGGACUCAGUUUCAGGCAAGAACUCCAUGGUCUUUUUUCUAACACUGUAAGAUUCUGCAAAGCACUUUCCCAUACCAGGCUGUGAGGUAAAUACUAUUUAAUCUCCAUCUUACAGAAACUAAGGCUCAAGUGGAUCAAGUGACUUGACCAAGGCCCAUAGUCACAAAACUAUGAAUACUGGAGCCAAGAGGCCAUUCAGCUCAAUAAGCAUUAAGUGCCUCUUCUGGGUCAGGCCCUGUGCUAUGGGCUGUGCAGAAAAGACAGCAAUAUGUCAUCUCUGGAUGCCAAAUGGAGUGCACUUUCUACUAGGUCAUCCUGU